GAACAUGGAAUGUAUUAAUCAACUCCUUGGAUUUUGUUCAGACACACAAACUCCUCUGUUAGUUUUAGCCACGUUCUUCAUCCACAACUUAUAAAUACCUCUCAAUACCUUCCCCUUAGAUCACCACAAUUUCCCAGAAUCAAUUCAAACAUCAAGCAGCCUUCAAAGAAAAAUGGUAGCUGAGCUUUUAUUCUUAUUUUCUCUUCUACUUCUUUCACUUGUCUUUCUCUUCUCCAUCGCCAAAUCCUCCAAAUCCAAUAAACCCAUCUCAAACCAUCUUUCAAAAUCAUAUCCUCUAAUCGGUAACUAUCUCGAUUUAAAGGCAAAUUGGCAUCGUCGAGUCCAAUGGACAUCGGAUCUUCUUCAGAACUCACCUUCUGCAACCUGCGUCCUGUAUCGACCUCUCGGCGCCCGUGCAAUUCUUACUGCCAAUCCGGCCAACGUCCAACACAUGCUCAAGUCUCACUUUCAUAACUACCAAAAAGGUGAUUUCUUUCGAAGCACUCUCUUUGAUUUUCUAGGCAAUGGAAUUUUUAAUGCCGAUGGUGAUACCUGGAAGUUUCAAAGGCAAGUCGCUAGCCACGAGUUCAACACUAAAUCUUUACGUAAAUUUGUUGAGACCGUCGUCGAUACUGAACUGUACCAGCGCUUAAUACCAGUUCUCUCAGCUGCCGCCGCUGACGGAACGGUCCUUGAUUUUCAAGAUAUUCUCCAAAGAUUUGCCUUUGAUAACAUAUGUAAAAUUGCUUUUGGGUAUGAUCCUGCAUACCUCUUGCCAUCCCUCCCGCAAGCGGAGUUUGCACAAGCUUUUGAAGACAGCGUCAGGAUAAUCAGCGACAGAUUCAAUUCUUUAUUUUGGAAAAUAAAAAGAGCUUUCGGUAUGGGAUCGGAAAAACGGCUCCGGGAAGCCAUGUCUGAAGUACGGGAUUUUGCAGUGAAUCUCGUCAAAGAAAAGAAGGAAGAGCUCAAGAAGAACUCGUCCAUUGAAUCUGUCGAUCUCUUAUCCCGAUUCUUGAGCUCUGGCCAUUCAGAUGAGACCUUCAUUGUCGACAUCGUAAUCAGCUUUAUUUUAGCUGGCCGCGACACGACGUCUGCGGCCUUAACAUGGUUUUUCUGGUUGCUUUCUAAACACCCAGAAGUAGAAGCUAAUGUUCUCCAAGAAAUACACGAGAAAUCAGAGAUGCCGAUUUUUGAAGAAGUGAAGGACAUGGUUUACACCCAUGCGUCUUUGUGUGAGAGUAUGAGGUUGUACCCUCCUGUCCCAACAGAUACCAAACUGGCAGUAAGCGAUGACGUUUUGCCGGACGGUACUCCAGUGACCAAGGGAAACAGAGUUACAUACCAUCCAUACGCGAUGGGUAGGCUAGAGACGCUGUGGGGUCCUGAUUGGGCUGAUUUCAAGCCGGAAAGGUGGCUGGAGAGAGAUACAAAGAGUGAAAAAUGGAGUUUUGUGGGGAGAGAUUCAUAUACCUACCCAGUAUUUCAAGCUGGACCCAGGAUUUGUCUGGGUAAGGAAAUGGCCUUCUUGCAAAUGAAGAGGGUGGUUGCUGGAGUUCUAAGUCGAUUUAAGGUGGUGCCAGCAGCGGAAACUGGUGUUGAGCCAGAAUUUAUUUCAUAUCUGACUGCAAAAAUGAAGGGUGGUUUUCCGGUGAAGAUUGAGGAAAGGAGUAAGUGAUGAGAUGGGCGAGUUUAGCUUUUUAAUUAAUUUAAUCUUUAGUAUGUUAAUUUGUCAGAGUCAAUUACUUUAAUCUCAGAGACUUUGUAUGAAAUUUAAAGUUAAUUUAUUGCCUAGUGGUGUGUUAUUGGUAAAAAGUUUGUACAACUUUCAAUUGAAAUUGAUUAUUUUUGCAGUGAUUA
This is a messenger RNA of Manihot esculenta (cassava), 1857 nucleotides long. Its product is annotated as cytochrome P450 94A2. The transcript has a single exon. NCBI's taxonomy places the organism in Eukaryota, Viridiplantae, Streptophyta, Magnoliopsida, Malpighiales, Euphorbiaceae. Bases 173 to 1675 code for a protein of 500 amino acids. The record is from RefSeq and is a predicted model, not a curated record. Gene Ontology annotation, molecular function: oxidoreductase activity, acting on paired donors, with incorporation or reduction of molecular oxygen; heme binding; monooxygenase activity.